UAGAACAGACGUAGAAGCUGAACGAGGUAAGGAGCGAAAGUGCACUGGGAAAUCAUGGCGAAAAGAUUGCUACUCGAUUACCACAAGACUCUGCCGCUCAAUGGACUGCAAGCCGCCACAGUUUUGCUUCUCAUUUAUGGGUUUACCUGUGUGAGCAGUAACGAGGUGCUGGUCCCAGAGAUGGUGAGUGCUGUGCUGGGGAAGAACAUUACACUGGGCUGCAGGGUGGAGGUGGGCACCAACCUCAGCCUCACCCAGAGCUCCUGGGAGCGUCGCCUGCCCUCAGGCACCAUCACCCUAGCCGUCUUCAACCCCCAGUUUGGCAUCUCCAUCUCCCCAGACUACGCCAGGCGCCUGUCCUUCCUGAACCCCUCCGUGCACGAUGCCACCAUCGUCCUGGAAGGCGUGGGUUUUCAGGACAUCGGGUCUUACACGUGUAAAGUGGCGACUUUCCCGCUGGGCAACACGCAGGCAUCCACCACCGUCAAUAUACUAGUGGAGCCCAAGGUCUACGUCUCCGCCGGCUCUACGGCCCUGGUGGAUGGUGGUAAUGAGUCGGUGGCGGCCACCUGCAUAGCGGAGCGCGGCCGGCCUGCAGCCGAGGUGUCAUGGGAGACUGAGCUGUUUGGCCACUCUGUGGUCCAGACGCAGGACGAGCCCAACGGCACCUCCACCACCCAGGUGCUCUAUGUGUUGGAGCCACGGAGACACUCCCAGGGCCACACCCUCACCUGUGUGGUGCGCCACCCGGCCCUGCAGACUGAGUUCAGGAUACCCUACGUGCUCAAUGUGCAGUUUGCUCCUGAGGUGACGGUGGUGGGGUAUGACCAGAACUGGUUUGUUGGUCAAGAGAAUGUGAAGCUGGACUGUGGAGCCAAAGCAAACCCACCUGCCCACCACUUCUCCUGGACCAGGUUGGAUGGGCCGAUGCCUGACGGUGUGGAUAUAUUGAACAACACUUUUAGUUUCACUCGUCCUCUGGAGAGAAAUGACUCUGGACUGUACAGGUGUGAGGUGUCCAAUGACAUCGGUCCACGCAGUCAGGACGUUCACGUCUGGAUACAAGAUCCUCCCCCCACCACGGCACCAGUCCCCACCACCUCUACUCCCCUCUUCCUGGACACCAGUGACACCAGCACGGCUCCCAACAAGCGACGAGGAGCGAGCGGCCACUUCACCUCCCCCACCCUGGCCUCCCUGUCAGACAGCAGCCUGGGUACCAUAGUGGGCGGGGCCGUGGGCGGGGUCCUGCUCCUAGUGCUGCUGCUGAUCCUGGGCGGAGCCUGCUUCAUGCGCCAACGGAGGACCUUCAGGGGGGACUACUACACCAAGCAGUACCUGGGCCCCUCCGACAUGCAGAAGGAGUCCCAGCUGGACGUGCUCCAGCCACACGAGCUGCAGGAGGUCUACGGGGACGGGCAGAACUCUACCUGCAAGGAGCUGAAACCCAAGCCGGGAGGGGACAUCAUUUACCCCAACGACUACCCCAACGACAUCAAGGACAGGGAGGACUGGGGCGACGGCCACAGGGGCCUCCGGGAGGGCAGCUACCAACCUGCUGAGAACCACAACAACAUCCACCACCCCAGAGGGCUGCCUGUUCAAACCCCCACAGUGACCAACGGCUCCCCCUACCUGCCGGAGGACUGCUAUGACAAUGGCACAGACAGCGAAUAUGUGUCCCACAUGGAUGGGUCUGUGAUCUCACGCAGGGAGUGGUAUGUCUGAGAGCUACAGGGGAGCUGGAAAAUACCUUUUGGCUCAAAGUGACUCAGUGAGACAAUAAUUUAACAGGUGUUGAAAUAGAUAUAUUAUAGAGAAUUUAUAUCAAUUCAAUAAACAGACUCUUCUAUACAAGAAUGAACAUUCCCGGCUGAUUUUUGUGCUCUGACUCUAACCACUGACCCCAAGAACUUCUAUAUGACUUCCAUAUGGUGUGUGUUAUAACGUCGUGGUAUCUCAACAGAUGAUUGCAGGCUGGAAAUGGCAGUAAUCUGCUGUCAUUAUCCGCUUAACUUUAGAACUAGUGUUCAUUUGGCAAGGGUUUCUUUGUACUACGUUGUUUCAACAGAUGUGAGCGGUUCACAUUGUGUCGUUCUGCUUUUAUGUAUGUAAACACCUGUCUUACGUCAUGAGUCUGGCAUUUCAGCCCUCAUUAGUGAAAUAUUUCUAUCCCUUUUUAACAUUCUGAACUAUGUGCCCAUAUGUUGCAUCAAUUCAAACCCCUCAUAUUCAAUGACGACACCAAAACAAAUUACACUUUAUUGCUUGCCUGUAAUCAUAUGACUUUUUCAUAAAGGUUACAUUCUGAUUGCUUCUUGCUGUUGAGAGCACCUAAAUCAGAUUGUUAUAUUUUAGUUUUCAAACUGUUAUACAGAUGUGAAAGGGAAAAGGAUUCAACAAUGUGACAAAAAGGGAGCAAUUUGCCAAGUUUAGUGUUCUAGAUGACGAUAGAACAUAUCCACAUGUUGAUGUGAGCAUGAUGUACAGUGAUACUGUCAGGACUAUGGGACAUGAUAUGACUCUUAGGCACAUCGGAGGAAUACAUCUCAAGGUUUGCAUCUAUUUAGGACAGAGUAUUGCACAUGUUCUUUAGCAUUGGUGGAACAUUCUAGGUUGUGUCCCAAAUGGCAGCCUAUUCCCUAUACACUCAGUGACCAGUUUAUUAGGUACCCCCAUCUAAUCCUGACUGCCAUCAGCACGAUGCGAUAGGAACUGGGAUUCGUCGGACCAGGCAAUUUUUUUCCAGUUGUCCAGUGUUGGUGACCGCUUCUUCUUGUUUUUAGCUGAUAGGCGUGGAAUCCAGUGUGUGUCAGUAUGUUCUGUGAUGGAUUUUUUCUAGUACACAACCAGGCACCAUGACAUGGGCCCUGGUCAAAAGUAGUGCACUAUAUAGGGAAUAGGGUGCCAUUUGGGACACAGUCCAUGACAUGA
Messenger RNA from Coregonus clupeaformis (lake whitefish), 2934 nucleotides. RefSeq names its product nectin-3-like protein. The record is from RefSeq and is a predicted model, not a curated record. The transcript is spliced from 7 exons. NCBI's taxonomy places the organism in Eukaryota, Metazoa, Chordata, Actinopteri, Salmoniformes, Salmonidae. Gene Ontology annotation, cellular component: apical junction complex; adherens junction. Bases 55 to 1728 code for a protein of 557 amino acids. Gene Ontology annotation, biological process: heterophilic cell-cell adhesion; homophilic cell-cell adhesion.